This is a messenger RNA of Owenia fusiformis, 1042 nucleotides long. Lineage: Eukaryota; Metazoa; Annelida; Polychaeta; Sabellida; Oweniidae. The record is from the annotation of a GenBank genome assembly.
AUUGUUUUCACGAUAACGAACCAUGGAUUGAUAAGAGCACAAAACCUUAGAUUUGCACUUCCAAACAAUCAUCCAACACUUGAAUUCGUACAGACUGUUCCAACUAUUGGCGAUAUUGAAGCCAACACAACACUUAUAGUGCCAGUUAAGGUUAAUGAAAAGCCCAGACAAAAAAGAAACUUUCUUCUGUGCUUAGCCUUUGGAAUCAAAUUAUUUUGGGACUACCUUUGUGGGGUUCUUAGGACGAAUGGUCUUGAUGUCGUCUUACAGCGCCGCCAAGAUAUGUCCCGCAUUCCUCCUAAUAUAUGUGGUGGUGGUGGUUGGGGAUCAUGGCGAGGGGGAAGAGGAGGGGGAAGAGGAGGUGGUGGAUACAUAGGAGGUGGGAGAGGCCCUGGUGGAUCAUCUGUUUCAACCAGCGUACGUAACUAUGAGGCUGUGACACCAAUGUCAUGUGACUGUGCCAAGAAAUUAAUCCUUGACUGCCUCCUCCCUAUGAUACCCGGAUUUGGACCUAUAUAUUCCAUCGGACGUAGGGCAUACACAUUAGGAAACGCAAUCGGUAACAGACGUAAACGUCGUAUUAAUGACGAUGACCUUAGCUGUCAAUUGGCAGGGCCAAAAAGAAAGAUACGAUACAUUCCCAAACCGGUUGAUGCAGCUGCAUCAUUUAGUUCAAAGUAUCGCUGCCUCAAAGCUAUAGGCGAGGCUAUCGGUGAAAGUCUGGCAGGAGAAAGCCUUGGAAACAGUGCACUUAAAAUCGGGGGUGAUUGCUUACCUGGUCCCGCUGGACAGGCAGUAGGCUGUUUACAUAUCAUCGUAGCUGAAUGCCCAAAACUAAACGCUGCUGCAGCGGCAGGAAGUGGGAAUAGGAAAAGGCGUUCAACAAUACAGGAUGUGUAUAUCAACAUGGCGACAGUGAAUUCCAUAGUUUAUGACAUGUAUCAGCUAUCCUACCAUAUGUUUGGGAAUGAGGAAAUGUUUAACCUCGGUCUUGGGCUAUGGUAUCAAGAGUUUGAAGAGAGUAUAUCUGACAACAGCGAUC